Messenger RNA from Trichomonas vaginalis G3, 2073 nucleotides. RefSeq names its product VPS9 domain family. The transcript has a single exon. The coding region runs from base 1 to 2073 and encodes 690 amino acids. The record is from RefSeq and is a predicted model, not a curated record. NCBI's taxonomy places the organism in Eukaryota, Parabasalia, Trichomonadida, Trichomonadidae.
AUGAGCACGAGUCCAGACUCACUUUUAACUUUAAAGCAGCUUCUACAUCGUGAGCAAGCUUUCUUUGAUAUAGAAUGGCAGAAAAUCAAAUCAUUUCAAAAAGAUUCAUACGAUUCAAUCAAAAAAUUAAUAUUUUUAACAAGAAAAGUUUAUUCACUUCAUCUAUCGAUUGUUGAACAAAUGAAAACUGGAGCUGUCAUUCCGGUUCCUGACCUGAUCACGCUUUCAAAGAACUUCCCAUCUGGUUUCACAGCUACGCAGCAAAGAGCUUAUCAAAAUGCAAUAGCAACUGUUAAAGACCCAAAGCAAAUACAAAACACCGUAGAUGGUAUCUCAAAAUUCCUCACAGAGCAUCCAGAAUCCGAAAAUUACAUUGUUUUUUCAUUCAUCCCAGCUUUGUUCUCAUGUUUUUGGAGUGACUAUGAAAUUGAAAGCUACAUCGAAUUCUUCAAAACAUUUGAUCCGAAAUUUUACCCGAUUUUAACAAAAUCAAUUUUAGUUCAUCAGUCUUUUUACGUUUUUCUCGAUUCUGUUCGCAUAGAUGCAGAAAUAAUACUUCAAGAACAGCGUCCUUUACGUGAUUUGAUUGGCCUUUUCUCUAAUCGUUCGUUCUUAUUCCCAAUAUCACUCAGACAAAUACUGAAUGACGUCAAAGAUGCCAAAGAAUUCUUCGUAAAGUCAAUACUAGAACCAGUUUUACUCAAUCCAUCGCUUUACGGCCUUCUUCCAUGCAUAGAAACGAAAACAUUUGAAUACAUGGUUCCACAGAUCGAAGAAUGCUCCGAAAUCAUAGAUUCUCUUAUCACAGAUAUUGCCACGGCCAAGAAUUACGUCAGAACUCAACCAAAUGAAGAAAAAUUAAAGACAGUUUUAAUGAAAAACGAAAAACUCAUUUAUUUGUUAAAAGACGACUGCAGAAUCAUCACAAGUAUCCUAAAUCGUGAUAUUGAAAUCCCAACAACCGAUGAUGUCUUUCAAAUUCCUUAUCAAAGAGAGAAAAAUUUUGAAAACGAUGAAAACGAUGAAAAAAGUGACACUGAAGAACAAAAUGAUCCAUUCGAAUCAUUAAUCAGAUCUCUUAUUAUUUCUUUAGACGUUUCCAAGCCAAGAGGAAGUUUUCUCGAAACUUUGGAAUAUGCAGUUGCAUUAAGGACGGGACCGACUAGAUUGCAAUGCGAACUACAACUGGAUGAGCUAAGACAGAUGAUGGAGAUGAAUAAAGCAAGCAACGACGUAAAUUAUUAUAUUAAUUUAUUAAAGGAGAAAUACGACCAAAGAAUGGCUCACAGACAGCAGACUUUGUCAGGAAAGAUAAAUACGGACUCGUUCAAGAUAUUGUUCACUCAAUCCCAGCAAUGUAUCGAAUAUCUCAACCAAAAGAAAGAUAAUUUGAUUUUAUUGGAGUGGGAUAAGACGGAACACUUGUUUGAUCAGCUUAACAUACCAGAACUCAAUCAAAAACCAGCUGCAUUCUUAGAAAGUUUCGAAUUUUUAAUUAAUUCGUUCAAAACUUUCGUUGAUAAGAACAAGAUAGUUAUAACUCAAGAGAGAUUUUUACCUUUGUUAUAUACACGCCUAACAAAGUGUAUUUCCCUGCAAACAUUUAAUGAAUUUCAUCCAAACUACGUAGAAAUGGAUAAGAAGAUAUCGGAUAUGAUCACAAACCACAAAGAUGAACUAAUAAGCAUGAAUUCCCAGAAAUGGCUCGAAAGAUUCCAAAAUGAUCCAACAUUACUUGGAUUGGCACAAGAUUGCUUAAGAAGAGCUUCAGAAGAAACAACAUCUGUAUCUAUAAUGGUAUGGAUUGAUAAAGCUUUGAAUUCUUUGCAGUUUUUGCUUUCAUUUUACGGAUUCAAAGAAAUUGGAGCAGAUGUCUUAGUUCCAGCAUCAAUCUUCUUGUUCAUACUUGUCAAUCCAUCGAAGACAUCGUCAAUGGCCGCUUAUCUUGAACAUACAAUACUUUGUGACGAAAUGGGACUAAUUCCGAUAACUCCAAGCAUGCAGUACUACGCUACAUUGGUCAAUUCCGUUGCUAAAUGGUUCAGAGAAAAGGUUGAAGAGCUUAAACUCUGA